Molecule: messenger RNA, 2666 nt
Organism: Mytilinidion resinicola
Lineage: Eukaryota; Fungi; Ascomycota; Dothideomycetes; Mytilinidiales; Mytilinidiaceae
Product: cap binding protein
Exons: 5
Coding region: 51-2498 (815 amino acids)
Biological process (GO): nuclear-transcribed mRNA catabolic process, nonsense-mediated decay; mRNA export from nucleus
Cellular component (GO): nuclear cap binding complex; nucleus
Molecular function (GO): mRNA binding; RNA cap binding
Source: RefSeq, a predicted model, not a curated record
GUACAUACGCGCAUCGAACCUCAACACCUCACUCCUCCACCAACACCAUCAUGUCCGACUAUCGAAGAAACGGCAAGCGCAAGCGCAGCCGCGAGCCACGAGAUCGCUAUCUCCCCGUCCCCCGCCAGCUGCGCGAAAACCUCCUGUCGAUUGCGGACUCGCCGUUAGCUGUCCCCGCCAAGCAGGCGCAAGAAAUCGCGACGCUGCUGGGUGACAAUUUCCAUGACGAGCAGAUCAAAAAUGAGUUCUUUGAUUUGCUGGUGAGGCUGAUCCUCGAACAGCCCUUCAAGAUUCCCUUCGCCGCCGCGGUCAUCCUUUACGGAAACGAUUCGAAGCCCGAGAUUACGACUGAAGCUUUGAACAGGGCGGGUGAGCGCUUGCAGGAAGCGUUCAACGCUGGGCAUUGGCGAGAUGUCAAGCUGUUGGUCCGAUUCUUGGCUUGCCUGCAGAGGCUAUUUGAGGGAGACGGGGUCAUCCCGCUGUUGGACAAGCUGUUUGACUGUGCUGUCGACUUGCAGAGUGCGAAUGAGAACGAUGUCGUUGGCCUCGAACUCGUCAAGAUUAUCCUGCUUACUCUUCCUUACGCCAUGGGUUACGCAGAGACCAGCAUCGUACCACAAGCUCUGGAGCUUCUCGAAAAGACGGAGAUCGUCGCUUCCAUGAAGCUACCAAUUGAGGAGCUAUUGGAGUCUUAUACUGGUUCCACGGAUGAAAAGCCUGUCCACUAUCUCAGCGUCAUUGGGCUUCUCCAAUUACAAAUGCGGAAUGAAGAGGCGCAUGGAUGGGAGUUCGCGAUUCUUCCGCCAUUCCCGAAGUUCAUCUCGCAGCAGGUUGAUGGUCAGGAUGCCAUGGUUACUACACCCACCCUCCAUCCGUUCCCUUCGCUCGACAUCGUCUCGCCCGUCAACGCAGGUCCGAAUCCACUGUUCCCGGAAGCAUACUUCUCGCUAUAUGCCGACCAGGAGGUAGAAACUGUCCCGAAAACGGACGACAUCGCUGCUUCACUCAUCCGAGACACCAUCGUCGAUACUAUCAACAUUCUUGACUUCAAUCGGGAUGCCGUCGCAACUCUACUGGUCAAUAUGGAUAGCUACUGGCAUCCGGAGACUUUCAUCAAGCGCGGCAUGCCAUUUGAUAAGAUCCGACUCGGCGAAGUUGAGGAGGGCAAAUCGACUUGGAAGCCGGAGGAUAUGGUCCUCGAUGGGAUCUUUUCUCAGAUCUUUACUCUCCCUAAUCCGGAACGCAAAAUUGUCUACUAUCAUUCGGUCAUUACAGAGACCUGCAAGAAAGCUCCUGGCGCUGUUGCACCGAGUUUGGGUCGGGCAAUUCGAUUCUUGUUCCGUAACCUUGACGUUAUGGACCUUGAGCUUGUUUCACGAUUCCUGGACUGGUUUGCCCAUCAUUUGAGCAACUUCGACUACAGGUGGAAAUGGCAGGAAUGGGUCGAGGACCUUGUUCGCUCCGACUUACAUCCAAAGAAAGCCUUCAUCAUCGCCGCCAUAGACAAGGAGAUCCGACUUUCGUUCGGCAAGCGCAUCAAGAAGACCAUUGAUGAGGAGUUUAGAUAUUUGAUCACUGAAGGCAAGGAGAAGGAAGUUCCAGAUUUCAAAUAUGCUGAUGACAGAACUCCGUACGCUGCCGAAGGCGCACUCCUCCAAGUCCAGAUCCGAAAGAAGGCACCGGAUGCCGAGAUUCAAGAAACUAUCAACGUUAUUCACGUUAAAGCCGCCGACGCCGGAAUCAAGGACGUUUUGAUACCGUCAACCGACGCUUUCGUCACUUGCAUCUGCUUUAUUGGUUCAGUUUCGUUCUCGCAUUUAAUUUCUAUAGUCGACCGUUGCAAGGAGCGCCUUCUCGCAAUAGGCCAACAAUCAGAGCCAGCGAGGCGCCAGAUAAUCGCUAGCAUCGUCGCCUACUGGAAAGAUCAGCCCGGAAACGCUAUCAACAUCAUAGACAAGUUGCUCAACUAUACCAUCCUGACCCCGAUUUCCGUCAUUCAAUGGGCCUUGGCAGACCACCUCGGAGCUGGCGAGGCUCUUGCCGAGAGCUGGACGUACGAGAUGGUUGCGAAGACCGUCGCUAAAGUCACCAACCGUGUUCGCCAAAUCGUUGCAGCGAGGCUGCAGGAGGGCCUGACCCAGGAGCAGAUCGAGAGUAUUGACGAGACGCUUAUCAAGGAGCGAGAGGGGAUGCGCAGUUAUUUCAAAUUCAUUGACGACGCGGCCAGUGUUGUUGCUCUUGGCACCAACGAUGCCUACAUUGAGAAGGUGACAAACGGCGAGUUGAACGCUGAGAAUGCGGCCGUGAUCAAGGCCUGGGGAAAGCGCUGGCAGGUUGUCUUCCAGCGAAAGGCGCAUGUCGAGGAGACGGUAGUCGGGGAGCAAGCCGUGGAUGCGAGGGUGAAGCUGCUGCCUACCAAGAUGGAGACCGACUUGAAGGAGGAAACGCAGAAUGGCAACGGUGCAAUGGAGGGCUUGACGAUUGAGGAGAUUGAGUGAGCAAGCGACAGCCUCGUUCAGUGUCAUGCAGGUCUUGAGGAUAUGGGUGGUUUGGGUUUAGCGGUCAUCAAGGGUGCUUCUUGGGACGGUCUUCAAAAGGAGUUCUCAGGAAUCUGAUAGGCUGCAACCCUCUGUACAAUAGAUAGCUAGCUGAAGCAAGCCACGUCG